GUUUUCUCACCACCGACGGGGACUCUGAAGGCUUAAUUUUUUUCGGGCAGCAGCGACUCUCCGGCGUAGGUUUUUUCACCAUCGACAGGGAAGCUUCGUUUUCCUCUUCUGCAAUUUCGUCGGAGGGCUUUGAAUCAUAUCAACCGCACCGCCCCCGGAGAACGAGGACGAGGAGGUCACAGUAGCGAUGUCAUACGAUGAUGUGGAAAUUGAGGAUAUGGAGUGGAGCGAGGUGCUCCAGGCUUACACUUACCCGUGCCCCUGCGGCGAUCUCUUCCAGAUAACGAAGGAGGAUCUGCGAAUUGGCGAGGAAAUUGCGCGCUGCCCUAGUUGCUCGCUUUACAUAACCGUAAUUUACAACAUGGAAGAUUUCCAGGACAAGUCCUGCAAAAAAGUCGAGCCGCAGCCAGUCGCCGUCGCUUGAAAAUUCUCAGUUUUAGAGACAAGAUUCUUUAGAUUGGAGCUGAAAAGAGUGAGAUUUGGUCCCCUGUGAAUCCAUUGAUGUCAAGUUUGUUGUUUAUUAACAAUUAUUGAUUAACUUUUCUUUUCUUUUUUCUCACUUGUAAACAGACCAUUGUGACUUUUCUCUCAAGCAACUUUUAAAUAGUGAACAACAUGAACUAUAUUUGUCAAUUUUACUUUGUUUUAUAGUUCCCUUUUGUGAUUUAGGAAUUCAUUUCCAUAAUUCCAUUAUAGUUUGGUUCAAACUUUUUCAAU
Andrographis paniculata is the source of this 717-nucleotide messenger RNA. RefSeq names its product diphthamide biosynthesis protein 3-like. NCBI's taxonomy places the organism in Eukaryota, Viridiplantae, Streptophyta, Magnoliopsida, Lamiales, Acanthaceae. The transcript is spliced from 3 exons. Bases 188 to 424 code for a protein of 78 amino acids. The record is from RefSeq and is a predicted model, not a curated record. Gene Ontology annotation, molecular function: metal ion binding. Gene Ontology annotation, cellular component: nucleus; cytosol. Gene Ontology annotation, biological process: tRNA wobble uridine modification; protein histidyl modification to diphthamide.